Molecule: messenger RNA, 1332 nt
Organism: Populus nigra (black poplar)
Lineage: Eukaryota; Viridiplantae; Streptophyta; Magnoliopsida; Malpighiales; Salicaceae
Product: NAC domain-containing protein 92-like
Exons: 3
Coding region: 122-1114 (330 amino acids)
Biological process (GO): regulation of DNA-templated transcription
Molecular function (GO): DNA binding
Source: RefSeq, a predicted model, not a curated record
UUUUUCAAAUUUUAUGGUUUUAGGGUUUUGGAAAUUUUGAUCAUUUCAUCCAUGUCGUUUCGAUGUAGUACAGAAUCCUAUAAGUGAUAAAGGGAAGAAACAAAUUGGGAAGGAGAAGGACAUGGAAGGAGAUGCAAAGGAGGAGAGUACUUUGCCACCGGGAUUUCGGUUUCACCCGACAGAUGAAGAGCUCAUAACUUACUAUCUUCAAAACAAGAUUUCAGAUGCAGAUUUCUCAUGUAGAGCCAUCGGUGAUGUAGAUCUCAACAAGUGCGAACCAUGGGAUCUUCCAGGAAAAGCAAAAAUGGGAGAGAAGGAGUGGUAUUUCUUCAGUCUUAGAGAUCGAAAAUAUCCAACUGGUGUGAGAACAAACCGGGCAACAAAUACCGGAUACUGGAAGACUACCGGAAAAGAUAAGGAGAUCUUCAACAGUGUCACGUCACAGCUAGUUGGGAUGAAGAAGACGUUGGUUUUCUACAGAGGGAGAGCUCCCAGGGGAGAGAAAACCAAUUGGGUCAUGCAUGAAUAUCGUGUCCACGCUAAAGCUGGCUUUAGAGCUUCCAAGGAUGAGUGGGUGGUUUGCCGCAUCUUCCAAAAGAGUGCAGGAGCCAAGAAAUAUCCCUCAAACCAAUCAAGAGCAGGAAAUCCCUUAUACAACCUCGAAAUAGGACCAAGUGUUAUGCCUUCACAGAUGAUGCAAGCUGCAGACAACUUCCAGCUCCCCAUUGGAAGAAACUACAUGAUGAGUAAUGCAGACCUUCAGGCAGAGCUUGCAAGGGUUUUCAGGGCUGGUGGUUCAACUGGUAUUAAUCUACCAAUGCAAUCCCCAUUGACUAAUUCUUACUCCGUUGGAGGAGGAGCAGGAGGAUGCUUUACUGUAUCAGGGUUGAACUUGAAUCUUGGAGGGGCUACAUCACAACCGGUUCUGCGACCAAUGCCACCUCCGGUUAUGAAUCAACAUGAUGUGACACCCUCCAUGAUGACUAGUACUAGUUCUUAUGCUGGAGAGCAGGCCGCUUACGGUGCAGAAAUGAACAGUGCAAAUGGGCCUAGCAACAGAUUCAUGGGCAUGCAACAGUGCAUGGAUUUGGAGAACUACUGGCCUGCAUAUUGAGAUCAGAUGGAGAGAAAGUAUUCAGAUGAUCAUAUGCAAAUUCGACAAGUUUGUUAAGUAGCUAGUAUGCAAUAGAUUAAGGCUUAAGCAUGUUUCAGUUCCCAAUAUUUAACUUCAUUGUCUUAGCACGGGUGUUAAGAAGAGAAAAUGCCCAGCAACUUGGAGUCGUGAUAUUUUGAUAUUUUUACAUAGGAAUUGAACUCGCUGUAAUGCAUCUU